AUGGACCGCCACCGCCACCACCGCCGCCGCCCCCACCACCACCACCACGCUGGCCACCAAGUCAUCUCCUUCAAUCUCUCAGGGUGCAUGAAACUUCCCCAAAUCAAAGACACCAUCACAAAGACACCCCCAGGCACCACCACCUCCUCCUCCUCAUCCUGUCCUCCUCCCAAGAAAAACCACCACCGCGGCCACCACUUUGCGGCCACCGAUCCCUCGUCCCCGAAACUUGGCUGCAUGGGCCAGAUCAAAAGGAAAAACAAGUCAUCUAGCUCCAUCUCCUCCUUCUCUUCCUCCUCCUCGCCGUCGUUGAGCACCGGUUCUUCGGAUUCGAGGAGCGGCAACAAGUUGUUCGGGCUUAAGAGGGCCUUCAUGGUGAGGAGCGUGGGGUCACAAGCGAGCUCGACGGUCCGGGAUGACCGCGGCGGCGUGCCGGUGGUGGUGAGCGUGGCUGAUUUGGACCCGCCGCUGCCGGUGGUGAGGCGGCGACCGGUGAGCGACAUGAAUUCGGUCAGCUUGUGGGAGAGGAGAUGCGGUGGGGAGGCGCUGAGGGGCAUCCAGCUCGAGCAGCCGCAGCUUCACCUCUAUGCCACUGCGCUGUAGCGCUGGGUGGGGAGCCAACGGUCGAAAAGGGAAGCAAACGGCCAUCUAGUGCUGCACAUACUUCUAAUCAAAUGAAAAUGUUGCAUAUAUUAUUGUUGCUUUAAAGGUUGGGAAUAGUACUAUCGCUUUGUUUAGUAUCAUGCAAAUUUGGGCCUUGAUGGCAACGAUGGAUCAAUCCUAUUCCUUUUGUUUUGUUUUUUUUGUCCCCCCCCCCUCCUUUUUUCCUCAAAUAAAAUCAUUGUAAACAGA
This is a messenger RNA of Elaeis guineensis (African oil palm), 852 nucleotides long. RefSeq lists its product as uncharacterized. NCBI's taxonomy places the organism in Eukaryota, Viridiplantae, Streptophyta, Magnoliopsida, Arecales, Arecaceae. The record is from RefSeq and is a predicted model, not a curated record.